This is a messenger RNA of Gadus macrocephalus (Pacific cod), 2357 nucleotides long. RefSeq names its product D(2) dopamine receptor-like. Bases 328 to 1575 code for a protein of 415 amino acids. Gene Ontology annotation, biological process: neuropeptide signaling pathway. Gene Ontology annotation, molecular function: neuropeptide receptor activity. Gene Ontology annotation, cellular component: membrane. The record is from RefSeq and is a predicted model, not a curated record. The transcript is spliced from 2 exons. NCBI's taxonomy places the organism in Eukaryota, Metazoa, Chordata, Actinopteri, Gadiformes, Gadidae.
AGUGCACCCUGAACAUGCGGCUAAUCAGCGUUACCACUCACUUCACACAAUCAGCCUCCGGCUACCGUGUGCCCUUGAGCGCGCUCGGGAUAUAUCAGGGUGCGCGCUGUAGUGUAAAUCAUCAGGUAGUUGUGCCUUCUCUGGUCAGAGCCCAAUGGCAGGGGUGAUAGGACGGAGACGCGGAGCUGAAUUUAAUUGUGUCUUCAACUUGUUUUAACACUCCGGAUAAGCGUCAUCAUGACUGGAUCUGCUCACCAGUUAGGCCUGCUGCACUAAUUGUGGACAUGUGCAUAACUUAAUUUAAAAAAAUGCGCUGAUAAUGUAACUAUGGCUUCGCACACUUGUUGGAACGAAACCGCCUCGCAGCAGGAAAGCGAGGUGAAUCCCGCGUUCCUGGUGCUCAACUGCGUCAUCCUCUCGCUCACCUUCGUCCUGGGCUUGCCUGCCAACCUGUUGGUUUGCUGGGUGGUGUUCAGAAACCAAAACCUCCAGACCUCUAACAACGCGCUGCUGGUCAGCCUGGCGGCCAGCGACCUCCUGAAGUGCUCCGUGGACACGCCGCUUUUCCUCUUCUCCUUCCUCAGCUACGGGAGACACCUGGAGGUGUCCGUGUCCCUGUGCGCCGUGCAGCGCUUCUCAUACGCGCUGUGCAGCUGCGUGCAGCUCCUCACACUGGUCAGCAUCAGCGUGGAGCGGUACCAAGCCAUCGCCUUCCCCUUCCGGACGCAACGGAGGAAGACCAGGGUGUGCAUGUGGAUCCCGUCCAUCUGGGUCUGCGGCGUCCUCCUGGCCGUCGUCUCGCUGGCUCUCUCAAAACAGGAGCUGUAUCACAUGCUCUGCCGCCGGUACCCUUGGGGGGAUGUGCCCGUUGAGAUUCCCCGAUCUACGGAUCCGUUCGGGGCCUAUGUCCUGGUGCCUGUGUGGGGUUUCUCCUUGACCCUGAUCGUUAUUUACUACGCGCGAAUAUUCAAAGUAGUCCGGCAACACCGAAAGCGAGUCUACGACAACGGGAUCCAGCUGAGGCCAACAACGAAACAGGUGUGGAGGUGGUUCAGCUUCGCGGCUUCAGAACCGGGACCAGCUCCUCGUCGUACUCCUCCUCAGCGCCACCACCUCAAGCUGCUCCCGGCAAUGUGUCGGCCUGCGUCCAGCAGCACGCCGCCGACCAGCCGCCUGAUCACCGUGGCCGAGGCGAGGACGUCCCGGGUCAUCAAGGGGAAGCCCCCGCGGAGCCCCCUUCCGGAGAUCGCAGGAGCGGUGUGUAUUCUGACGCCCCUGGCGAGAGAGCGCGGGAAGAAACGGAUGGAGGGGAAGCUGGCGCAGCGCUUCGGGUACAUCAUCAUCGUUUUCACUCUGUUCUGGGUGCCCAUGGUUGUGACCCUUUUGAUGAACAUCACCUCGUGGCAGAACACCAACUCACUGGCAGUGGAGCUGGAGACAUCUGCCAUGGUGCUGACCAGCGUGCCGGCCGCUGUAGACCCGCUCAUCUACACCAUGGUGACCCGGCAGUUCCGCUCCGAGCUGAAUAAGAUCCUCUCCUCGCUGUCGGUCUUUCCGCGGAAGUUUAAGGGUUGAACGACCUGUUUUUAAUUCACAUUAUGUAUUGACUUACGUCUAGUUUAGUCUGCACCUCUUCUACUGAGACAGAGUGGCUGCUGUUGCCUGAGGGCAAUCAUAUGAUGACUAACACACACACACACACACACACACACACACACACACACACACACACACACACACACACACACACACACACACACACACACACACAGUUGUUGGGAUGACUGUAUAACAUUAAAUAGAGGCCACAGAAUAUGUAUUUAUGGCAGAUAUAUGUUUUAUCAGGCGUUUCACAGUUGGGACACAAGACAAGGUCAUAAAUAAUAUCCAACACCUGACAAAAUACGACAGCAGUUACCUCAACAACAACAACAGGGGGCAGGAGAGAAAAAGCGGGAAAAGUAUAAAAGAGGAGAAAAAAGAUAUGACACAGAGCAUCGAGAACGAGGGAGAGGGCGAUGGAAGGAGGGAAGGCGACAGUUGGAAGGGAGGGAAUAGACAACCAAACACGAUCACAGAGACCUCCUUUCUGCUUGAAAAGAAACCAGGGGGGGGGGGGGGGGGACAUAACCGGCUGCACAAAGGCUGAAAUAAAUCUGUAUUGCGGCGUGCAGAACGUAAAAAGAGGCCUUUAAGCCACUGCUGUUGAGACGAGAACCCGACAGACGCAGAGCCCUGCUCCCGUGACGACACGCGGCCUAGCCAGCAGAUGGGGAGGUGGAUACCCACGGUUCUGUUGCUAUAAUAAAGCUCAUGUGCUCUGUAAGCUGACCCACCUGCCUGUGCUUGUUUUCAUU